Messenger RNA from Rhizoctonia solani, 771 nucleotides. RefSeq names its product NmrA-like family domain-containing protein 1. The record is from RefSeq and is a predicted model, not a curated record. The transcript has 8 exons. Lineage: Eukaryota; Fungi; Basidiomycota; Agaricomycetes; Cantharellales; Ceratobasidiaceae. Bases 1 to 771 code for a protein of 256 amino acids.
AUGUCUACUGCUCAGAGCCCCCUGGUCGUCGUUUGUGGAGCUACUGGUUCACAGGGCUCGAGUGUCGCUCAGUACCUUCUGAGGGAUGGCGGAUAUAGAGUACGCGCACUCACCCGAAAUCCUGCUAGCGACAAGGUCCAAUCUUUGAAAAAGCAAGGGGCAGAAAUCUUCGGCUGCGACCUGGUCGAUAAGGAACAGGUUAAGGCUGCACUCAAUGGUGCUUAUGCUGUCUUUGGAGUUACCAACUUUUGGGAACAUGGCGAAGACUCGGAGAUUAGACAGGGAAUAAACUUGGCCGAUGCGGCUAUAGCGAAUAGAUUGGAGCAUUUCGUCUGGUCAUCAUGCCCGCACAUCCAGGGCGAAGCCCCUCGUCACUGGGAGUCCAAAGUUCAAGUUAACAGGUACCUCCGUGAACAUGGAGUGCCUACCACUACUGUAUUUUCCUCGUUCUACUACCAGAAUCUUUGGAUGUUUUUCCCUCCCAAGCGACUACCCGACGGGUCUCUCAUUCUCGAUUGGAUUUUCCCGAGCGAGGUCCGUAUACCCUCGUUCUCGGUCGAAGAUUUGGGUGCUUGGGUCCUCGCUGCACUGAAGAGUCCCAGCACUUGGAUUGGAAGAGAAAUGAAGCUCUGCUCUGAGGUGCUUACGCCUCGAGAUUAUGCGGCAAAAUUGAGCAUUGGCUUGGACACCAAGGUUCUGUUGAAAGAUGUGACUAUAGUGGAGUUUGAGGCUAUCAGGUCUCAUGUUCCGCCUGACGUCUGGCUAAAGUAA